Molecule: messenger RNA, 1081 nt
Organism: Hyposmocoma kahamanoa
Lineage: Eukaryota; Metazoa; Arthropoda; Insecta; Lepidoptera; Cosmopterigidae
Product: AP-3 complex subunit beta-2-like
Exons: 8
Biological process (GO): intracellular protein transport; vesicle-mediated transport
Cellular component (GO): membrane coat
Source: RefSeq, a predicted model, not a curated record
AUGGCGAACACUGCGUCGUAUAAUAAUACGAUGGUGGCAACCGGUGAAGUGGAAUACCCGGCCAACGACCCUGCAUCUGGGGCAUUUUUUCAGACCGAUUACAAAAGAAAUGAAGACCUAAAACUGAUGCUGGAUGGAUCGAAAGACUCACUUAAGUUGGAGGCUAUGAAGAGAAUCAUUGGCAUGAUUGCUAAAGGAAGAGAUGCAUCUGACUUAUUCCCCGCAGUGGUGAAAAAUGUGGUGUCAAAGAAUAUAGAGGUGAAAAAGCUGGUGUAUGUGUACCUGGUGAGGUACGCAGAGGAGCAGCAGGACUUGGCACUGCUUUCCAUCAGCACUUUUCAGAGAGCUUUGAAGGACCCCAACCAGCUGAUCCGCGCGUCGGCGCUCCGCGUGCUCUCCUCCAUCAGGGUGCCGAUGAUCGUGCCCAUCGUCAUGCUGGCCAUCCGCGACUCGGCCAGUGACAUGAGUCCUUACGUUAGAAAGACUGCUGCCCAUGCUAUUCCCAAGCUUUACAGCUUGGACCCAGAACAAAAAGAAGAACUAGUGUCAAUAAUAGACAAGUUAUUAUCAGACAAAGCACCUCUGGUAGUUGGCUCGGCAGCUAUGGCAUUUUCUGAAGUCUGCCCUGAUCGGAUGACUCUUAUACAUAGGAGUUACAGGAAAUUAUGUUCCCUGUUAGCAGAUGUCGAUGAAUGGGGACAAUUGGCCCUCCUUAACGUACUUACUGUUUACGCUAAAACCUGCUUCCCAGAUCCCAAUAAUGAGGCCUAUUCAACAGACAGCGAAUCUGACAAACCGUUCUAUGACUCAGACUCCGAAGGCAGUGGUCCCAAGAAACAAUCUUCUCACUCUCCAAGUCUGGACCCUGACCACAGACUAUUGCUUAGAGCGGCCAAACCUUUGCUGCAGAGCAGGAACUCAGGAGUUGUCAUGGCUGUAGCACAGCUGUUCUAUCACUGUGGACCUGUGCAAGAACUUCCUCCAGUCGCCAAAGCCAUGAUCCGUCUAUUAAGGGCGCCCACUGAAGUGCAAAGCGUCGUACUCAACGCUAUAGCUUCACUCACGGUCACCAAAAGAGUAU